This is a messenger RNA of Batrachochytrium dendrobatidis JAM81, 846 nucleotides long. RefSeq lists its product as uncharacterized. The record is from RefSeq and is a predicted model, not a curated record. Gene Ontology annotation, molecular function: ATP binding; MAP kinase kinase activity. The transcript is spliced from 6 exons. Lineage: Eukaryota; Fungi; Chytridiomycota; Chytridiomycetes; Rhizophydiales. Gene Ontology annotation, biological process: cellular hyperosmotic response; MAPK cascade; protein phosphorylation. Bases 1 to 846 code for a protein of 281 amino acids.
AUGACCGAGUUUACGCUGGUCAAGAUACUGGGGAAAGGACAGUAUGGAGUGGUUCAGCUUGUCCAUCACAACCCAACCAAUGUUAAGAUGGCACUCAAGGAAAUUAUGCUGGAAUUGGACGAGCUUAAAAUGAAUCAAAUCACUAUGGAAUUGCAAAUACUGCAUGCCAGUCAUCAUCCCAAUAUCAUCGACUUUUAUGGUGCGUUUUUCAUUGAAAGCUGUGUCUAUAUGUGUAUCGAGUACAUGGAUGGCGGAUCGUUGGAUAAACUAUACUCUGGCGGCAUCCCAGAACCUAUCUUGAGGGAAAUCACCUUGGCUGUUGUGCAAGGACUUCAUUUUCUCAAAUCAUCGCUAUCCAUUAUUCAUCGAGAUGUUAAACCUACAAAUAUCCUAGUAAAUACAUUGGGUCAGAUCAAGCUGUGUGAUUUUGGUGUCAGUGGGCAGCUGGUUCAGUCACUAGCAAAAACGAAUAUUGGAUGUCAGUCCUACAUGGCACCCGAACGUAUUGCGUCACGAAGUACAGGAAAGUAUUCCGCGAGAUCCGAUGUAUGGAGUGUAGGCAUCACGAUUGUUGAACUGGGAGUAGGCGCAUACCCCUUCCCUUGGGACAAGUUUGAUAGUGUGUUUGCCCAACUAAGCGCAAUUGUAUCGUCAGACGCACCAACUCUUCCAGUCGAGUCGUUUUCCGAAGACGCACGGAAUUUUAUAUCUAAAUGUUUGGAAAAAGAUCCUCAAGCCAGACCCACGUAUCCUGAACUUCUUUUGGCACCAUGGUUGACACAGUGCAAGACAGAUGUAGAUGUAGGAGCAUGGGUAAAACAAGCACUUGAAAAACGGGCAUCAUGA